Alnus glutinosa is the source of this 1697-nucleotide messenger RNA. RefSeq names its product disease resistance protein RPV1-like. The transcript is spliced from 3 exons. The coding region runs from base 60 to 1082 and encodes 340 amino acids. NCBI's taxonomy places the organism in Eukaryota, Viridiplantae, Streptophyta, Magnoliopsida, Fagales, Betulaceae. Gene Ontology annotation, molecular function: protein binding. The record is from RefSeq and is a predicted model, not a curated record.
AGUAUGUGCAUUGCUAAUCCAACUGUCUAUUUUGCUAGGGAACGGAAAAAGUUGAGGGUAUGAUCUUAAAAGUAUCUGAAGAUGUACACUUGAUAGAAGCUGAAGCAUUUACCAAUAUGAAGAGUUUAAGAUUGCUCCAAAUCAAUGAUGUACAUCUCAAAGGAUCUUAUGAGCAUCUCUCAAAAAAGCUAAGAUGGCUUUGUUGGCAUAAGUGCCAUCUAAAAUGUCUUCCACAUAAUUUUCAUCUAGAGAACCUUGUUGUUCUUGACAUGCAGUAUAGUAAUGUUGAACAAGUUUGGGAGAAGAACAAAAUACUCAACAAGUUGAAGGUCCUAAAUCUCAGCAAUUCCAAACGUCUCACCAAAUCACUAGACUUUUGUCAAGUGCCAAAAUUGGAGAUACUAGUACUUGAAGGUUGCACGAGUUUGGUUGAGAUUCACGAGUCCAUUGGAUGUUUGAAAAACCUUGUUUUGCUGAAUUUAAAAGGAUGCAAGAGUCUUAUGAAUCUUCCAAGCAGCAUUUCUAAUUUAGAAUCUCUCAAAACUCUUAAUUUGUCUGAUUGCUUAAAAGUUGACAAGUUACCGGAUCAAGUAGGGAGUAUGAUGGCUUUAACAGAGCUUCUUGCAGAUGGAAUUGCUAUUAAGCAACUACCAUCCUCCUUUGGUCUUUUGAAGAAUCUUGAGGUUGCAUCAUUAUCUGGACGUAAAGAACAAUCCUCAAAAUCUUGGUUGUCACUUCUCUCAUCAUUGAUGUCACCAAAAAGCUUGAACCCAGUAUGUUUCCUACCACCUUUCGUUUCUGGAUUACGUUCUUUGACAGCACUACAUCUUUCUGGGCGCAAUUUGUCUGAAGAUGGGUUUCCUGUUGAUUUUGGGAAUUUAUCUUCACUCCAGUUUUUGGAUUUAUCAAGAAACAAUUUUCGUAACCUACCUGAUUGCAUUGGCUGCCUUCCUAAAUUGUACAAUUUGCAUUUGCAAGAGUGUACGAAUCUUCAAUCAAUUUCAGGAGUCUUCACAAGUGUAGGUCUCUUGGAUACAAGUGAUUGUACAUCAAUGGAAAGACUCAAUUUCGUCGAACCAUAAAAGAGGACUACUUUUUGACCUUCGUAAUUGCCACAAAUUGACUGAGAUUCAAGGCUUGGAGAAUUGGGAAUUUGAUUCUAUUCACUCAGAAGGUUGUAACAAUCUAGCAUAUGAUUUUAGGAAUCAUUACCAGUGUCCGUCAACCAUGGGCGAUGAUGAGUCUCGUGUCAUUUGCCUCCUUGGUAGUGAGGUUCCAAGUUGGUUCAGCCAUCAGGGAAUUGGGUGUUCGAUAUCUUUCCGUGCACCUUCAAUUUCAAAGGGUCAAUUCCUUCGGUUGCUUGUUUGUGCUGUUUAUGCAACCGACAUAGGAGCAUCUGGCCACGUGACAAUUCUUCCUCUCGUGGAAAUCCUAAAUAAAACCAGAGGCAACACCCACUUUCUUCGUCCAACAGAAAUUGAUACUCACAAGCAUUCCUUUCUCUUUCCAAAUAAAGAAGACCAUUUCUUUCUGUACCUGACGCCACUCAUAAGAAAUAAAUAUGUGCUGGAAAGUGGACUCAUAUUUAAUGAAUUGGUGAUGGAAAGUGGAGAUGAAAUUGAGGUGUCCAUCAGUAUUUGGGGACUUGAUGUGAAGAAAUGUGGAAUUCAUCUUCUGGUUGAUGAGGCAAAUGUAAU